This is a messenger RNA of Leguminivora glycinivorella, 1949 nucleotides long. RefSeq names its product triokinase/FMN cyclase-like. Gene Ontology annotation, cellular component: cytosol. Bases 185 to 1939 code for a protein of 584 amino acids. Gene Ontology annotation, molecular function: glycerone kinase activity. The transcript has 16 exons. Lineage: Eukaryota; Metazoa; Arthropoda; Insecta; Lepidoptera; Tortricidae. Gene Ontology annotation, biological process: glycerol catabolic process. The record is from RefSeq and is a predicted model, not a curated record.
AAAAUCAGUCAACGUCUAGACUUCACGUUGUUAUUGUGGCUUCUCUUGUUAUUAUACUUUUCCUCUACAGACAAUUGUAUUUAUAUCAACAAUGUGUGUAGUUAACAUUCGUGCUGUGUUUUCCUUAACUCUUUAAAUGUCAAGUUAGAAGUUAAUACUGAUCCUAAAACUACACAAAUUUGGGAUGAGUUCCAGGAUGUCUCGCAAGCCAGUGACGAAGAAGAUAAUAAACACCCCGGAGAGCUGCGUGGACGACAAUCUGCGAGGGGUGGUGGCGACCUACCCCAUGCUGCAGCUGCACCCCAAGCACCGCGUCAUCACCGUCAGGACCAAGGUAGAUUCGAAACGAGUUGCAGUUCUAGGAGGUGGCGGUUCGGGCCAUGAACCUUUUGCAGGAGGUCUGGUGGGGAACGGCAUGCUGGAUGGCGCGGUGGCGGGCAGCGUGUUCGCGUCCCCACCCACGGGGCACGUGCUUUACGGGAUUGCCCAGCUCUACAAAUACAAUUCCGGUGGCGUGAUUGUUAUAAUUGGAAAUUACACUGGAGACAGGCUGAACUUCGGGAAAGCUAUAGAAAAGGCAAAGAUCGCUGGCUUAAAGGUGGAAGGUCUUAUCGUUGGGGAAGAUGUGGCCUCGAGUCAUAAUAAAACAGGAGGAAGGAGCAUGUGUGGAGAAGUCUACUUUUACAAGCUGUGCGGAGCUAUGGCGGAGAAGGGUUAUGACUUGGCUUCCAUACGGAAAAUAGCCGCCGAAGCCAACGAGUCCAUGGCCACCCUAGGAGUGUGCCUGAGUGCUUGUUCAUUGCCAGGUCAACCGCCGCUGUUCGAGAUAGCUGAUGAUGAGAUGGAGCUGGGCGCGGGAGUGCACGGUGAAGCGGGAAUCAAGAAGAUGAAGAUGGGAACAGCCAAAGAAACUGUCUCCAUGAUACUCGACCAGAUUAUUGCACAUCUUAAACUGAAGUCUGGAGAUAGAGUAGCUGUCAUGAUCGAUAAUUUGGGAGGCACCUCGUUCAUGGAGAUGAACAUCAUCAGUGCCGAAACAAAGGAUUAUUUAGAAAGCAAGAAAAUCGUAGUGGAACGGAUAUACUCCGGGCACGUGAAGACCUCGCUAGAGAUGCACGGCUUCCAGAUUUGCCUGCUGCACUUAAACCAGACGCGAGGGGACCUUUGGUUGGAGCUGCUGGACGCGCCGACUGCGGCUGUGGGCUGGAUAGGCGGUGCUAUGUCCAGACGCUGCGAUGAGCCACAUGAGGAUGAUGAUACGCUGCUGCAGAGCGAUGCUACGAAGGCUGCAACUGGCCCGUCGUUAUCAUCUACACAACAAAAACUGUUCAAGAGUAGCCUUACGAAGGCAGCCGAAGAAAUGGUCAAACAAGAAGAACUGCUAAACAGGCUAGACUCAGGCUGCGGAGAUGGAGACUGUGGAAUAACGAUCAAAAAAUUUGCAUUAGCAAUUCUAUCAUACCUGAAAACGGCAUCAGUAGAGUACCCUUGCAACGUGUUGUGGGAGCUCUCGGAGAUCGCAGAAACCGACAUGGGUGGCACGUCGGGUGGAAUCUACAGUUUGGGCCUUUCAGCAGCAUCACAGUCUUUUGCCAGUGCUAACGUAGUAGACGCGACGUCCUGGCUGACGGCGUGGGAGGCCGCCAUGCACGCCAUCUCUACGUAUGGCGGCGCUGAGCCUGGAGACAGGACUAUGUUGGAUACUCUCCACGCGGCUGCUACGGCGUUCAAGCAAAGCCUGCCAAAGGGCUUGAAGACAGCGCUUGCGCAGGCCGACGAGGCUGCAGAGAAAGGCGCGCGCGCCACCGCUGGUAUGACUGCCAGAGCGGGACGCGCGUCGUACGUGGCAGCUGGUUACACGAGCGACGAGGACGCAGGCGCACGCGGCGCGGCUGUGUGGCUGCACUCCAUUCUCACCUCUAUUGCUCAUACAUGCUGAAUUUACAUUU